ACAACACACCGCCCCGCCCCCGUGUUUUCGUGCUGGGCUCGCGGGGAAGCCGCGGGGUCUCUCCUCCUGGCCGUCCUCCACCGCCGGCUCAGAGUGUCUGCGGAGCGGGCAGGUGCUGUGCCGCGGGAGCUGCCGUUCCCCGAGCGACCCUCGGAGCCCCGCCGUCGGCCUGAGCCAGCGGGACCGCGAGCGCAGUCUGCAGCGAGGGAGGCAGGCCCCGCGCGGGGACCUGGACAGCGAGCCGCGGCCCAUCAUGAAGUUCCAGUACAAGGAGGACCAUCCCUUCGAGUACCGGAAAAAGGAGGGCGAGAAGAUCCGAAAGAAGUACCCGGACCGCGUCCCGGUCAUUGUGGAGAAGGCGCCGAAGGCCAGGGUGCCUGAUCUGGACAAGAGGAAGUACCUAGUGCCCUCGGACCUCACUGUGGGCCAGUUCUACUUCUUAAUCCGGAAGAGGAUCCACCUGAGACCUGAGGACGCCUUAUUCUUCUUUGUCAACAACACUAUCCCUCCCACUAGCGCUACCAUGGGCCAACUGUAUGAGGACAACCACGAGGAAGACUAUUUUCUGUACGUGGCCUACAGUGACGAGAGUGUCUAUGGGAAGUGAGUGGUGGAAGCCCAGCAGAUGGGAGCACUUGGACUUGGGGGUAGGGGAGGGGUGCGAGUGGGACUCGAGGGAAGAGAGAGAGGGCUCCCACCAUGGAGAAGACAGAAGGUGAAGACAUUGGAAACCUUACACUGCACACACUGUCGUCAUACUUUCACAUGCUCAGUUGAUGUUUUUUUUGCUGCUUCCUCCGGCCCAGGGAGAAAGCAUGUCAGGACAGAGCUGCUGGAUGGACUUUGACAGAGAGUGGAGAUGACCUAAGUUCAUGGCGUUGCCAAGAAUUACGUUUUUUUGUGAUUUCACAGUAGGUCAGAAGGUGGGCAAGUUAAAGCCAGAGAUGAGUGUAAUCCAGCAGCACCUCUCAUCUCUUUGGGCAGAGAUUUGAUUUUUGACAUUUGCACAAGACAAGUAGGAAAGGGAACAGGAAUUCCUUAGGAGUUGUGGUAGCGGACCAUACCUGGGGACCAAAAGACACCCACAGUAGUUGAAGUAUUGCAGACUUUGCUCUCUCCAAUUUCUCCACUUCCUGCAUCACCUGCUAGUCUCUCAUACGUGAGUGUCACAGCCCUACUUCCCGAGGUGGAGUAGACGCCCACACAGACAUUCAGAAGGAGCACACUUUGGAAAGCUGCGGUCCUCCAAAGGUGAUUGUGAUUCCUAUUAGUUUUGAUAGCAUUAAACUGGAACUGACCGUUGAGCUUCUGUCUUAACCUGCUCGCUCUCUGGUGCCCCUCCUCCCACACCUACUCCGUAAUUUUCUGCACCCUGGGCACUUUCAGUUGCAGGCUAAAGCCAGUCCUUUCGUGUUGCCCUGAGCAGUUUCCAUGAACAGGAACAGAGGUGUCUUUCAGUGUGGAAAGGGCAAGUAAGGGAGAUGAUCUGCACUUCCCACACAUCGUGUCCUCGCUCCCUCACUGCUGUCCCUAGUCUCACACGCACAGGAGCGCAGAGUGACGGCCAGCUGCUUCCCUCCUCUGGUUUUCAUCCACUGCAGCUGCUCAUUAGAAGUGUUUGGAGGGAUGACUUUUAGUCAUUCACAGGGGAUUAAUUGGUUUCUUUUCAUUUAAGGGUCGAGGGUGGGGGUGGGAAGCAGGAAUUGCACUCAGAUGUGACAUUUCAUCUCCGCUAAUGAAAAGGAUCCUUCCUGUUGGGGGAUAUCUGUGUGUCUGUUCUGUCAGCUUCAGGUUCUUGUAUAAUGAAUUCAGUCUUGUCAGGCCAAGGAAAUAAAAUAUUUGCUUACUGUAAAAAUCUA
Chinchilla lanigera (long-tailed chinchilla) is the source of this 1859-nucleotide messenger RNA. RefSeq names its product GABA(A) receptor-associated protein like 1 (gene Gabarapl1). Bases 254 to 607 code for a protein of 117 amino acids. The transcript has 4 exons. The record is from RefSeq and is a predicted model, not a curated record. Gene Ontology annotation, biological process: macroautophagy; autophagosome assembly; cellular response to nitrogen starvation. Gene Ontology annotation, cellular component: autophagosome; autophagosome membrane; cytosol. Gene Ontology annotation, molecular function: GABA receptor binding; ubiquitin protein ligase binding. Lineage: Eukaryota; Metazoa; Chordata; Mammalia; Rodentia; Chinchillidae.